Molecule: messenger RNA, 1317 nt
Organism: Drosophila willistoni
Lineage: Eukaryota; Metazoa; Arthropoda; Insecta; Diptera; Drosophilidae
Product: short-chain specific acyl-CoA dehydrogenase, mitochondrial
Exons: 3
Coding region: 15-1232 (405 amino acids)
Biological process (GO): butyrate catabolic process; fatty acid beta-oxidation using acyl-CoA dehydrogenase
Cellular component (GO): mitochondrion
Molecular function (GO): flavin adenine dinucleotide binding
Source: RefSeq, a predicted model, not a curated record
CCGAUCGUGCCGACAUGCUGCAGCUGCUCAGAACGACAUGGGCGCUAGGUCAACGAACUGGCGUUAGAAGCAUUGCCUGCCUGUCUUCCCUUUCAGAGACUCAUCAGAUUCUACAGAAGACAUGUCGCGAAUUUGCCAAUGCCGAAUUGGCACCUUCAGCCCGUCAUCAUGAUCGUGAAGAGCUUUUUCCCGCUGAGCAGAUAAAAAAACUAGGUGAACUUGGUCUGCUAGCAGUGACAGUAAAGGAGGAGUAUGGCGGUUCAGGUUUGGAUUAUCAGGCCUAUGCCAUUGGAAUGGAAGAGAUUGCUCGUGGCGAUGCAGCCGUUUCGGUAGUUAUGGGUGUAAACAAUUUGUAUGUGGGAACAGUUCAGCAGCAUGGCACGGAGGAACAGAAACAGAACUUUUUGGAGCCCUUCACCCAAGGCAAACAUAUUGCCUUUUAUGCUUUGUCAGAGCCGGGGAAUGGUUCCGAUGCCGGCGCAGCCAGCACCACUGCCAAAUUGAAUGAUGAAACGCAAACUUACCUGCUCAAUGGCACCAAAGCCUGGAUAUCAAACUCCAAGGAAGCCAGUGGAGGGCUUGUCUUUGCCACAAUAGACAAAACACUUCGACACAAAGGCAUCACCGCAUUUCUUACCCACAAAGAUGUCUACGGCCUGAGUGUUUCCAAGAAGGAAAAUAAAAUGGGUAUGCGAGCAAGCUCCACUUGCCAACUAGUCCUCGAAGAUGUCCAGGUGCCACAAAAUCAGAUUUUAUCAAUGCCUGGAAAUGGUUUUCGCAUAGCCAUGGAAUCUCUGGACUGUGGGCGAAUAGGCAUAGCUGCCCAGGCAACCGGCAUUGCUCAGGCUGCUCUGGAACUGGCUGUGGAUUAUUCCCAGAAGCGCCUGGCAUUUGGCAAACAAUUAUCCAAAAUGCAAAUGAUCCAACAAAAAUUGGCGGACAUGGCCUUGCGAGUGGAAACAUCCCGCCUUCUUACCUGGCGCGCAGCAUGGCUCAAGGACAAUGGGCUUCCAAUAACCAAGGAGGCUUCCAUGGCCAAGUUGCAUGCCUCCGAGGCGGCAACAUAUUGUGCCCACCAGUGUAUUCAGGUGCUGGGCGGGAUGGGCUACGUCACGGAUAUGCCGGCUGAAUUAUAUUAUCGAAAUGCCAGGGUAACUGAAAUUUAUGAAGGCACCUCAGAGAUUCAGCGCUUAGUCAUUGCUGGAUCCAUAAUCAAGGAAUAUGCUGUUUAAGCACCCAAAGAGCAUCGAAUUUUAAUUAUACAAAAAACUAUCACUAUAAUUUAACAUAGGAAAUAUAUAACAAGAGACAAACUAA